Messenger RNA from Capra hircus (goat), 2657 nucleotides. RefSeq lists its product as uncharacterized. The transcript has 3 exons. Lineage: Eukaryota; Metazoa; Chordata; Mammalia; Artiodactyla; Bovidae. The record is from RefSeq and is a predicted model, not a curated record. The coding region runs from base 328 to 858 and encodes 176 amino acids.
CCGCGGGGGCGAGAGCCGCACCGCCUCCGCGGGAACCCGGCGCGGGCGGCGGAAGAGCGGCGGCCAACGGCCGGUGCGCAGCGGCCGCUGGAACGCAGCCGUGACUUCCGCAGGCACGGAUUCCUCAGACCCGGGAAUCCAAAGGCCGGGGGAAAGAAUCUGAGGCGACUGGCAGGAGUCCGUUGGUUUUUCACGUGGGUGAGUCCAGCCUCAAGGACUGGGCCAGGAGAGACUGCCGUGGGAAAGGGCAUUCCUUCCAGAAUCACGCAACAGAGACGCCGAGACGAGACGCGCACAGAGAUAAGCACCGCGGAGCUGCCUUGGAAGAUGCGAUGGCAGCAGCCAGCCGCUCCCAGAGACACACACACAGACAGCACGUCCUCUGCCGGCCUCGACACCUCGCGCUUUAUUUCUGGUGCCUACGCAGGCGCGGAGGACAGACACACUGGACAAAACGCGGUGGUCUCCAUCCAGAAGUGGGGGCUGUGGUCGCACCUCUGCCCGGAAGCGGGGCUGGGCGCCAGAGCAGGCGGUCUGCUCGCCAGAGGCGGUGAGGAGAGGAGUUGGGGCGGGAGGGGGCGGCACCCAGUCCGGUCCUGGAGGGGCUGGGUUUUCUCAAGGUGCUGGGGUGCGAGUUUAGUCCUGGGACCUGGCCGCCCCUUUCUGAGGGGUCCCAGCGUCUCAACCAAGAAGCAGGGGGACAGGAGGGCGAGGAUGCUGCGGAUCUGUGCUGGCCGCUGGCUCCAGGGCGGGGGCGGGGGCGGGGGCCGGCUUCAGAGGGGCUGCGUGAGCGCCGAGGGGCCUAGCACCGGGAGGCUCGGCCGCAGUCGCCACGUCGCCGCCGCUCCUGGGGGAUGACGGACGCCCACAGCCCGGGGCCCAGGUGGACAACUGGAAACAGAGCCCAGACUCCAGAGGGACAGCGGUGGGUGGUGCCCCCUCGCCGGACGGGAGCCCUCUUUCUGGAGGCGAGCAGCUGAAGAGCGAAGCAGAACGCCGCCGUCGGCUCGGCGGGCCAGGGCUGCGACGAGGCGCAAGAACCCGCGGCUGCCAGGGCCGACCUGCUGAGGUCCCGGCAGACCGCACGGUGGCCUCCACGCUGACCGGGGAGGCAGGCAUCGCUGCAGGGGGGUCUGAGGCAGCUGGAAUGGAGGAAGGGGGUCAGCCCUUUCCUUUUUCUCAAGUAGCCAGUAACACCCAGGACAGAAGGCACCGGCCGGGCAGCACCGAGAACAGAGAUGGGGCUCAGCCCUGGGGGAGACGGCGCUGGAGCCGGAGCCCAGCCGCGGGUCGACGGCCAAGGUGGGGCUGAGAGGCCAGCGCCCAGGGAAGGCCCACCUGGCGAGGUGUCUCCUCGUCCUUCCAGGCUGGGACGCCCUGCUCCGGGGCCGCCUCCUUCUGCGUGGCAGAGACCUUAAGGCAGUGAUGUCAGCACCAUCCUUGGACAGACAGCCUCUUCCCGCGGGAGAAUUGCAUAUUUUCUGGCAGGGUUGGGGUCUUCACAGCUCUAGCAGCAUCAACAGACAUCCCCUCCAGCAGAUAAGAUCGGUCAUCCCUGGGAGCUGCCAGGUGAAUGCAGAAGCUUCUGAAAGGAGCAAUCUGACCACCUUUUGGACCUACGUGAACCUCUUCUAGUAGGAAGGUUCAGAUGUAGCCGCUCCUUGGUUUGGUGGGACAGAGAGAUCCAGGUUAGUGGUUGCUGUGCCUGUAGGUUCUGAUAAGUGUGUGUGCUACUCGGGGCUCCAAAGAGCAUCAAAGAUGCCUGGUCUGCAGAGCCCAGAACCACAGCCUCGCCAGGCAACCCAGUGCACUGGCAGUUAACCGCGGGCUUCUCGGCGGCCGGCUCCCGCGGUUUGGACACCGUUUCUCAGGCGACCCUGAGGCCCACGAGAUAAGGAGAUGUGUGUCCAGCGGAGAUGAAUGUUUCCUAGUAGCAGUGAAUGUAAGUCCUCACACCUUCUUUCCUUAUACCCAGUGACUGGUACACAGUAAGUGCCCAAUAAAUGCUUGUCCAAUGAAGGAAUUGGGACUGCCGAGCCUUCAGGGCAACUUCUGCAAAAGGUGGACCCCUUUGGAAGGCAGAUCUUUGCCACCGAAUCAGACUCAUCCUAUUCCGACUGGGAGCGUCUCACACGGGUGUCCACUCCAAGUGAAUCUUCGCUUGUUCAGAGCCGACAGCAAAGGCCAGCCAGGGAUUCUGGAUUCAGCCGGGCAGAGCAGUUGCCAUCAGAACCGUGCAGUGAGGGCUCCGCAGGCCACAGAGGGAGAUUUUCCAGGUUCUGGUUUCCCUCCAGUCCACGGGGAAGCUUAGCUGAGGUCUUCUGUCAGGAUGGGCCCACGAUAUCCUCCAGAGACUGGCCACCAUGCUCCAGGCAAGACGUGUGGGACUCGAGGUCCCUCCUCUCCCACUGCUGAGCUGGCUCUUCAGGUCCCAUGAGAGCCCCGGAGUGCCAGGCGCGACUGCGUGGCAGGCAUCUUGCGGGUGCACGCUGCCCAGCACUGGGCUCUCCACAGGGCGACCUGGAAAAGCCAGACCAGCCCCAGGAAAAGCAGCUUGAGCAUUUCAUGGACUUGUGAGGGUACAGGAAAACAAGCUGAGAAAGAAGAGGGGAAUAAAUAGGCAAAUGGGAGGGAAAAAUGGAAACAAAAAAAAAAAA